Messenger RNA from Durusdinium trenchii, 1003 nucleotides. NCBI's taxonomy places the organism in Eukaryota, Dinophyceae, Suessiales, Symbiodiniaceae. The record is from the annotation of a GenBank genome assembly.
AUGACAGGUGAUCCACUGGUGGGAGAUGGUGGAUUCUUGGAAUUGGGAGAGCACGAGCUUCCAGAGCUGGAUCAGCUGAAACAUGCCGGAAGAAUGCAGGAGUUUCUUCUUGCAGACUCAAGCUUUUACAAGAUGAAGCAGAUUCCUCGUUUCAGCGUGUGUUGCACUCCAUUAAGUGCAGAUACAAAUGGGGAACAAAUGGUGCAACUUCUGGGGCGAAUUUUGAAGGGCGUGGGUGAGAUUGUGACCACGAUUGCUGGCUACGACCCAAUGUCGGACAAAUUGAGUUGCAUGUUUCUCAAUCCGUACCAUUUGGUUCUGGACGCAACGGAGAAGGAUCCGUCAAAAAUGAAGAUCCCAUGGUCAUUGCGUGGCCUGAUGGUUGCAAAUUUGCUUGGGUCAUUGGUUCAGAGUGCUGUCAUGUGCCCUGAUGUAUCGGCCGUGCAGAAACUGGAGAAUGUGAUGACAUUCCACGUGUGCAUUGACAUCGGGCAGUUGAUGGCAUGGACAAAGGAGACAGCGUGCAAGGUGCGAAAAGGCACACUCUAUUGGCAUCCGGAGACGAUCCUUCACAUGAAGCAAUUGUGUGGAUUUUUGAUGAUUCAGCUCACGUCAGUUGACACAUCGUCUUGUUGGCUGCCACACAAGUCCACCGAAUGCAUUAUAGAAGAGUGGUUCGGCAUGCUGAGGGGGAAGUAUGCCUCCAGCCCAAUGUCUUGCAGAGACUACCUUCGCAGCAGCUUGCAGAAGCAGAAGUGGUUCCUUGACAAAACUCAGCGAAGCAUGAGUAAGCCUGUGGAACGUCCAGAAAUUCCACAUCAGAAUGCAAGAGUGUCAGAGGCAGCUUUCCGUGAGUGUGCUCGAAGAGCUUUGAGCAGCGCUUGCACACUGAUGUCGCUCAUCAGCAAAAGAAACAAGGCCGACAUUGAAGACAUGUUCUUGUCUUGGGCUGAUGAGAAUGCAUCGCAAAUGGAGAAGCAGGCUUUGAGCUCGGCAGAAGAAG